This is a messenger RNA of Danio rerio (zebrafish), 4419 nucleotides long. RefSeq names its product lysophospholipase 2 (gene lypla2). Gene Ontology annotation, cellular component: cytoplasm. Lineage: Eukaryota; Metazoa; Chordata; Actinopteri; Cypriniformes; Danionidae. The record is from RefSeq and is marked validated. Gene Ontology annotation, molecular function: hydrolase activity, acting on ester bonds; hydrolase activity; palmitoyl-(protein) hydrolase activity.
CGCGAUGGCGUCAUGACGCAAGUCUCCGCCUCUCCUGCUGAAGGAGCGGAAGUUCCGUUGUGACCUGGGAUAGCAAGCGCAUCUCCUCACAUUGUAUGUGUGGCAACAACAUGUCUGUACCCCUGCUCGCUGAAGCCGUGACGGUGCCUGGGACGGAGAAGGAGACGGCUGUGGUGAUCUUCCUUCAUGGCUUGGGCGAUACAGGACACGGCUGGGCUGAUGCCAUGACAUCGAUUCGACUGCCGUACAUCAAAUACAUCUGCCCACAUGCGCCCAGAAUCCCUGUAACGCUCAACUUGAAGAUGACCAUGCCGUCAUGGUUUGAUCUGAUGGGCUUAAGCCCGGAAUCACCGGAGGAUGAAGCAGGGAUUAAGAGAGCAGCAGAGAACAUAAAAGCCAUCAUCGAUCACGAGGUAAAGAACGGUAUACCAUCCAAUCGUAUUGUCCUCGGGGGCUUCUCUCAGGGUGGAGCUCUGUCUCUCUACACCGCUCUGACCUCUCAGCAGCAGCUCGCUGGCGUCGUCGGACUCAGCUGUUGGCUUCCCCUUCAUAAGACUUUCCCACAGGCUGCAGGUGCGAGUGCAAACAAGGACACUCCCAUUCUUCAGUGUCACGGUGAGAUGGAUCCCAUGAUCCCGGUGCAGUUUGGGGCCAUGACAGCAGAGAAGCUCAAGACCAUUGUGUCUCCAGAGAAUAUCACCUUCCGCACCUACCCGGGUCUCAUGCACAGCUCCUGUCCUCAGGAGAUGUCUGCUGUGAAGGACUUCAUUGAAAAGCAGUUGCCCCGAGUCUGACCUCAUUCUAACUCACUGUGACCCUUAGACACUGACCUCUCACCUCCGACCGGCCAUUCUCCCACAGGAAACAGCCAUGAUCCCCCUGCAAACCACACACACACAUACAUGCGCGUCAGUUGUACAUACUGUGAACAUGCAUCACAUGCAUACCCUAUCAUCUCAUCUCACGCCUUUUGUUUUUGAUCUCAUUCAUCAGUAGACGUUUAUUGAAUUAAAAUCUUAUUAUUAUUAUUUGGUUUCAAUGCACACUUUAACAUCAUGAAAUUAUUCUUAUUAUUAUUUUUAUUUUUAAGGGAGAUUCUUCAUUUUACAUUCCUGUAAGCAUUAAAUCUUAAAAUGUUUCCCUGUAUCUCUCUCUUUUUCCAAAAUUUCUUUUUUUUCUUCAUAAGCAAUGCAGGUAAGAUUUUACUAGAUGGGAGAUGUGCGGUGCGUCUGGAGUGAUCUCCAUCACGUGACGCUGCUCUGCAUGCUUUCACCGGUCAGUGUAUCUUUUGGUCAUUGGAUUUUCAUUUUAGAAACCGAUAAUGAAAAAGGUAAUGAUUCACGAAGAACAUCAAGUAGUUGCUUCGUACCGUUUUUCUUUUUAAAGUCUUCAGGUGAUUUAAAAACACAAAUGUUACAGCACAAUGCCUGCCUCAGUGUGUGAUACAAUCCUCUAACUCCACCCCUUUAUUCUAUAGUCAAUCACAAUGCGUCAUUAGUUAGACGGCCACUCUCAUUUUCAUUUAAAUAUUUCAUGAUUAACCACAUAAGGACUAUUUACCUUCAGAAACGGGUAUUGAAAAAUUAAAAAUGAGUCGUUUUUUGAUUUUCGUUAUAAAAUUAAAAGUCGAAAAUUGAAAUUUAUUGCGUUUUUUUUUAUUUUCGUUUUUUUUUUUUUUUUUUAAGAUUUAUUUUUGGCCUUUUUGCCUUUUUUAAGUGGAUAGGACAGUAUUCCAGACAGGAAGCGAAGUGGGAGAGAGAGGGGGGUUAGGGACAGGAAAUGUCCUCAAGCCGGGUUUCGAACUCGGGACACCCUGAAGUGCUACAGCACCAUAUGUCGACUCGCUAACGACUUGAUUUUCGAAUGGUUUUGAAUUUUGAAAUAAAAAUAUAAAAAAUGACUCGUUUUUCGUUCUUAUGGUGAAAAGCAAAACGCAAAAAAUUAUUUGUUUGAAUUUUUUUUUAUUUCAAAUUACAAAAAAUAAAAUCAUGAGAAAACAAAAAUGAAUGAAGAAUUUUUUUUUUAGAUUCCGAAACCAGAUAGGCCGACUCAUUUACGGCGACGCAAUGCUGCCACACACAGGCUAGCCUACUAUAGGCUAUUAUUUAUUUCCACUUAAUAUCGUUAUAAAAGGUAUGUUCUUUAUUUUGUCAAGACAUAUUUUCCCUUAUUAAGACAAGGCAUUUCUCAUAUAAGGGUCGGUUAUAGGCUAUAUAUUUAUUUUUUGUUAGGAUGUUUUAAAUGAAACAACCUUUAUUUUGACAUUACAUGCAAGCGCUAGGUUGCUUUACUAAACACUUUAACAGUUUUAAUAUUGUUAAAACCAUAAUACUUCCACUUCCCGAAGUUUUACCAUGAAUACUUUUUUUUUUACGUUUGAGAGAGGCAUUAAUACAGUUGUUCGUUACGCACAUUUCAAUAAUUUCAUGAAUUAAAAUGAAGAAUUUUAUCUGAAAGGAGGCAUGCUGCACAAACACCCUGGUAAGGAUCCCGUGUCUUUCAAAAGCGGACUAUCGCUAAGCUUGCCGUUGUGUGCAUGCAUCAUCACCCCUCUACAGGGGAUCUAUCCAUAAGUUUAAUAUUUAACACGGAGAGAUGAGCAAUGAUUCCAAACGAAUGCUCAAUGUUACUGUCACUUCUGAAGUGGAAGUGAUUUUUAACAGUAAACUUUAUUUUCAGAAAACUGUUCAGCACUGCAAAUACUACAUCAGUUAUGUUGUUCCAUAUAACCGGCUUCAAUGAGGAAAAUAUGUCUUGACAAAAUCCCGUUAUAAUAAAAAAAUACCUUCUAUAACGAUAUUAAGUGGAAAUAUAUAAUAGCCUAUACUAGGCUAGCCUGUGUGUGGCAGCAUUGUGCACCGUGAAAGAGUGUAUCUGGUUUGGAAUAUAAAAAAAAUAAGGUCUUUAUUUGUUUUUGUUUUCUGGUGCUUUUAUUUUUUGUUAAUCGAAAUAAAAAUCUAAUAAUUUUUGAAUUUAGUUUUUCUGUUUUUCACCAUUAAAAAAAAGCCUUUUUUUAUAUUUACGCUUUAAAAUUCUAAAACAAAAAUCAAAAAACGCAUCGAGUAUAAAUGUUCGUUUUUUUAAUUUUAAAACAAAAAUCAAGUUAGUUUUUCAAUAUCUUAAACUAAUAUAAUAUAUUAGUUUUUCAUUUUAGUUUUUCAAUAUCCGUUUCUAAAAUGAAAAUUCAAUGACCAAAAGAUACACUGACCGACCUUUUACCUACGUUGCAUGUCGGCCCUGGGCCUUCAUCCAGAUGCUGCAACUCAUACUUGUGCUUUUUGUUUACUAGAAAUACGAGAAAGGCAAGCAAAGGCUCUAAUAAACUAAGCAAAUUGAAAUCUUCCAGUAUGCCUUGUUCUUUUCACCUAAUUUACGCCAAUAUUAAAAAAUCAUCUAUGCCAGAGUGGAAUCUGCUGGUGAGUCUAUAUGCAAAAUUAUGAUUUAUUAUUUAUGAAUUGCACAACACUUGUAUAACAAACCUAUUUAAAGUUAAAUAAAUUCACAUAGCCAGCUUUAGAUUUGAGAAUUUAACUCUGUGUAAUAGUAAUAAUCUAUAAUAGUAAGCGCUGAACAUCACUUGUUAUUAAUAAUAAUACUACUAAUCUGAGUGAAUCACUCCAGACGCACACCCGGAUAAUAUGUUCCUCUUGCUUUAAAUAGCAUCACAAAUCCACCUCAUAAUCAUCCUCCAAUCACAUACAAGUGUUCUGGGGUCUCAGACGGCUUCUGUAAAUACAUUUCAGGUUCCAUAACGUUGAAUAAAAGUCUUGUUUACUGACACGACCUAUUAAUAAAAGUCUGAAGGUCACAGUUAUAUUAAAGAAGCGCGAUUAGCUAUUAAAAACCGAACGAUGAGUUUGCAAACAUAAUCCUUUCUCUCACCGUUUCGCUUGUAUACAUUUGGAAAAUUGGAUUACAAUGGUUUCUGUGUGAUGAUAUCUAAACCAGUCGUUUGCAAAGUAGUGAAUGUUGCUUUUUUUAAAUCUAAAUCGAUGUUCUUGGAUAUAUUAGUUCAGUAUUAUUUGACCUUUUUGGCUAUUUGACUUUUCAUAACUGCUAUGAUCCCCCUUUUUAUAAUUGGCAUUACUCUGUAUUGUUGGUUGGAGUGAUUUCUUGACUGGUGUUUCUCAAUGCCCUGUGGCUUGAAUGUUUGUUGUGUGAAACAUGGGCAUGCCAGGCACAAGUUGGUCAGCAGAAACUGGCAAUAUCUUUGGGUUUAACAGUGAACUUAUUAUUAGUUUAUGUUCCACUUGAGUUGUAUUUUGUUGUUGGGUUUUUUUUUGUUGUCAUUUGUGCUGAUUUAAGGAAAUCUGUCAUGUUCGGUUGUCGUAUUUUUAUUUGAAGUUUGCUGAGGGACAAUUGGUUCCUCAGAAAUCUUUUCCGAAACACCUAUAUGUGAAAUAAAUGAUGCAAAUCGCA